AACAGGACAUGUAUGCAUAUCGGAACCACCAAAUUUGGUCAACCAACGUAGUAAGCCUCAACUAAACCUGACCAAUCAAAUGAUCCUAAAUCACCACACACGACCACUUCUCCCGGGCUUUGAACGCACAAAACACGUCCAAAUCUCAAGGCUCAGAUGACAACAAUUCAAAGUCUUCCAUGGAUGCAAAAAAUUCUCAAAGAGCAGAUCAGAGACUCGAGUGGUUGACCCACCACCAACACCCUCAGAGCCGGAUAUCUUUCUAAAGACUCUCUGAAUCAAUUUCUUGUGCUUCUUUCUCAUCUACCAAAGCGUCACCCUAGAUUCAUCACAUCAUAAUAAACAAAAGAUUCUUCAUUCAUGCAAUCCCAAGCCCUUCAAGUCCCAAACAAAAGCUAAGAGCAACAAGACAACACCACGUAUCCAAGAUCCAAAAACCAUGCAUCGAUCGUUCAAUCACGUCGCCUCCCUCGCUUUCUUUUUCCUUCUACUCUCUCACCCCGGCUAUGCCGCCAGAAUCCUCUCGGACCCCGUGCCCGAAUUAAUCGCUGAUGACGCCGAGAACGCCACGUGGCAAGGCUUCGCCAAGUUCUUAGACGUUGGCCAGGGUGCCGAAGUCCCCGGCAUGUCGGAGCUCAAGAAGUACUUCAACCUCUUCGGCUACCUCUCGGUCCCAGAUUCCAACUUCACCGAUGUCUUCGAUGGCGAGCUCCAAUCCGCGCUGAUCGCGUACCAGAAGAGGCUCGGGCUGCCGGUCACGGGGAAGCUCGACUCCAAUACAGUGUCUGCGAUCACGACGCCGAGGUGUGGCAUCAGUGAUGCCGCUGCCUCCCAUGCGCUCCGCGCCACCCGCCACUACGCGUACUUCUACGGCAAGCCGAGGUGGGCCGGCGGAGCGCCCGCGAACCUGACCUACGCGUUCUCACCGAGCAACAUGAUAGGCUACCUCAGCAUGGGCGAGGUGAGGGGGGCUUUCAGGAGGGCCUUCGCGAGGUGGGCUGCAGUGAUCCCCGUGAGCUUCGAGGAGGUCGAGGACUACGGGGCGGCCGACGUCCGGAUCGGCUUCUACCGGGGCAACCACGGCGACGGCGAGCCCUUCGAUGGGGUGCUGGGGGUGCUGGCCCACGCCUUCUCCCCGGAGAACGGGCGGUUCCACCUCGACGCGGCCGAGACGUGGGCGGUGGACUUCGACAGGGACAGGUCCAGGGUGGCGGUCGAUCUGGAAUCGGUGGCCACGCACGAGAUCGGGCACGUGCUCGGGCUGGCUCACUCCUCGGUGAAGGAGGCCGUGAUGUACCCGAGCCUGAGCCCGAGGACGAGGAAGGUGGACCUCAGGAUCGACGACGUGCAGGGCGUGCAGGCCCUGUACGGGUCAAACCCGAACUUCAAGCUGAGCUCCUUCUUGGAAUCCGAGAAGUCACCCUCCGACCGCUCCUCCAUUGGCUUGGGGACGAUGAGGUUGUCCAAGUGGAGCACUACUUCUUUGCCACUUUCGGUGCUCGUCUUGUUCUUGUGCUGAAGAUAAUCUGUGGCCACUUAGCUUAGCUUAGCUUUGCUUUGCUUUCUCUUUGGGGGAAUCUCAUUAUUCGUUUUGACAUUACGGGGUAUAGAAAAAAACUAGGAGGAAUUUCACACAUAUGUGGAGGUGAGAGAAUGCUUUGGGCCUCCCUAAUUUGUUCUCCCAUUAUUAUUAAUGAAUACACCAUUUUUUUUU
Molecule: messenger RNA, 1714 nt
Organism: Syzygium oleosum
Lineage: Eukaryota; Viridiplantae; Streptophyta; Magnoliopsida; Myrtales; Myrtaceae
Product: metalloendoproteinase 1-MMP-like
Exons: 1
Coding region: 440-1519 (359 amino acids)
Biological process (GO): proteolysis; extracellular matrix organization; collagen catabolic process
Cellular component (GO): extracellular matrix
Molecular function (GO): metalloendopeptidase activity; zinc ion binding
Source: RefSeq, a predicted model, not a curated record